AUGGACACCAUGGCUCCUCCAACUGCGGUUGCUCCCCAAGGUGCCAGAUACUCUGUCGACGCUGAGAGGAAGUAUGUUGAGUGGAUGGGCUGGUCAUUCUAUGUCGGCUUCAACAGAGAUACCGGCAUGGCUCUCUAUGACAUUCGCUACAAGGGUCAGAGGAUCUUGUACGAACUUGGUCUCCAGGAAGCUUUGGCUCACUAUGCCGGAAGCGAUCCCACCCAGUCUCAUGUGGCAUACCUUGAUACUUACUACGGUUUUGGCCCGUUUGCGUUUGAACUGCUGAAGGGAUACGACUGUCCCUCAUAUGCCACCUAUCUCAACUCAUCUUUCUACGUUUCCGAGUCAACGCACACGCACCUGAACAGCAUCUGCUUGUUUGAGUUCGACGCCGACUACCCCAUGGCUCGUCACUCGUCUCAGGACUACGUCACAGCCACCAAGAAUGUCUACUUCACCAUUCGUUCCGUCUCAACGGUUGGCAAUUAUGACUACAUGUUCAGCUACAGCUUUUUCCUCGACGGCAGCGUCGCGGUAGAAGUCCGUGCCUCCGGCUACAUCCAAGCCGCAUUCUACGCCAAGAACGACGGCUACGGCUUCAAAAUCCACGAUCAGCUGUCUGGCAGCAUGCACGACCACGUGGUCAACUUCAAGGCUGACUUUGACAUCUUUGGCACCGAAAACACGGUCCAGCGCAUGCACCAGGUCCCCACGACGCAAGUCUACCCCUGGUCCAAGGGCAAGGCGUUCAACACCAUGAAGGUGGAGCGCGAGUUCAUCGAGAACGAGGACCAGGGCCGCUUUGAUUGGAGCUACAACAACCAGGACCAACUCUUUGUGCUUAACCAGGACGUCAAAAACAAGCACGGCGAGUACCGCGCCUAUCGCAUCCUGCCGUACACCGGCGCCGCGCAUCUGACUGUCAAGGACUCGAAUAUUCUCAAGAACUCCGCUAAGUGGGCAGUUAACGACAUCAUGGUGUCGAAGCGCAAGGACACGGAGCCCCGCAGCAGUCACCCAUACAACAAUCAAGACACUGAGAACCCGCCGAUCAACUUUGAUGCGUUCUUUGACGGCGAGAGCCUCAACCAGACUGACCUCGUGAUGUGGCUCAACCUGGGCAUGCAUCACGUCCCUCAUACUGGUGACCUUCCCACUACCGUCUUCACUACGGCUCACUCCGGAAUUCAAUUCAUGCCUGCAAACUACUUCGACAUUGGCCCGAACGUGGAGACGGUCAACAUGGUCCGCAUCAAUUACUCCAACGGCACCACGACAGACGUCCUCACCUUCAACGCUGAGACGGACACAUGUGCGCUCGACUACGAGCCUACGCAGGCUGAUCUGUGGACUUACAAAGGCGAUGUGGUUGUUCGCAAGUUCCCCUACUUGCCGGAUGACCCCUACUAUGACACGGAUAGCAUCUAG
This is a messenger RNA of Colletotrichum lupini, 1428 nucleotides long. RefSeq names its product copper amine oxidase. Gene Ontology annotation, biological process: amine metabolic process. Gene Ontology annotation, molecular function: primary methylamine oxidase activity; copper ion binding; quinone binding. Gene Ontology annotation, cellular component: plasma membrane. Lineage: Eukaryota; Fungi; Ascomycota; Sordariomycetes; Glomerellales; Glomerellaceae. The record is from RefSeq and is a predicted model, not a curated record. The transcript is spliced from 4 exons. The coding region runs from base 1 to 1428 and encodes 475 amino acids.